AUGCCGCUAUCCUUCGCCGACAUUGGAGUUGGUUUGAUUGCGAAUACUAUUUUCGUAGUCGAAUUAGCAAGUCAGAUAGCUGGAAAUAUCGAUUGUUUCUUGCACCUAGUUGGAAACAGAUCCAGCAUUGUCCUGACCAGCAUUUCCUUAUUAACAGUUACUGCAAUAAAUAUCGAGAGAUAUUUUGGCGUAAUUCAUCCGUUCUUGCACAGAACUAAAGUAACAACUGGUAAACUUUUGACUUUCGUCAUCUUGAGCUGGUCAACAUGUGGGGUGGUGUUGGGAGUGUCGUUUUUCGCUCAUCGUCCUUUAACUAUCUUUGGUGCUGUCGUUAAGUUGGCCUUUGUUGCCUUCACAGUAUUUGUGUACGGAAAAAUUGCAUUGAUUGUCUUUUCCGCGAAGAAACAAAGCAAUUCCUUCUCUAGAGCUUCAAUCCUGAAAAGUUAUUCCGACGAAUCUACAGAAACAGACUCGGCACCCUCAUCGAUUGAAAAGCGAAAAGGUAAACUUCAUUUCCUGGCAGAACUGAAGCUAGCCAAAUCUUGCUUCUACAUUGUCAUUUGUUACGUGGUGUGCUACUCACCUGCGGCUGUGUUGCUGGGCGCUAUGAGGGAAUCGUUCCAAGGGUAUGAUCGUAUCUUAGCUGUGAUAUGGUGUACUACUUUGUCGAUGCUGAAUUCAACUCUUAACUCCGUGAUAUUUUUCUGGCGCAGUCGUCAAAUGAGAAAAGAAAUGAUGUAUGCCUUCAAAAUUAAACAACGAAGACGAAGGAAUGAUGAGAAAAGCCCGAAUAAAUUAAGCUAA
Molecule: messenger RNA, 804 nt
Organism: Paramuricea clavata
Lineage: Eukaryota; Metazoa; Cnidaria; Anthozoa; Malacalcyonacea; Plexauridae
Source: the annotation of a GenBank genome assembly